AAAUAGGGACAGGCCAGUAACCAACCCAAGAAAUAGAUAGAUAAAAAUAUUUACAUUUGGUAACAUUCUCGCCGGAAAACGAGCGAAGAUAAGAUUUUCCGGCGAGCUAUCUGAGAUGAAGGUUCAUCGGCCGAAAGGUGAUAAGCGGAAGAGAACGAAGUCGCGAUUGGUCAAGUUUGAGGAAUUGCCGGAAUAUUUGAAAGAUAAUGAGUUCAUAUUGGAUCAUUACCGGUCGGAAUGGCCGGUGAAGGAUUCUUUGUUGAGCGUUUUCGCAUGGCACAACGAGACGCUGAAUGUUUGGACUCAUUUAGGAGGCUUUUUGAUUUUUGCGGCGAUGGCGGUGGUGAGUUUUCCGGCGGUGGCGGAACACGGAGGUGGAGGAGGAGGGUUUCUCUCUAAAAUUUACAGGAACAGAGUAGGAGCCAUGGGAAAGCAGAUCAACGGUUCUGAAUCUCAAAACAAAGACUUUCAGGAUUGGCAUUUGAGACAGAUAUUGGAAGUAACCAUCUUUGAUGGAGUGACCGAAACAAUUCCAAGAUGGCCAUGGUUCAUUCUCUUAGUUGGAGGAAUGUGUUGCUUAGCAUGCAGUUCUAUUUCCCAUCUUCUAGCUUGCCACUCCAAACGCUUUAACCUCUUUUUUUGGCGUCUAGAUUACGCCGGAAUAUCAAUUAUGAUAGUAUCCUCUUUCUAUGCUCCAAUUUACUACGUAUUUUUCUGCAAUCCAUACGCAAGGUUACUCUAUUUGACAUCAAUAUCAGUCCUUGGAGUAAUAGCAGUAAUAACCCUUCUUUCCCCGACACUUUCAGCACCUCGGUUUCGAACCUUUAGAGCAUCUUUGUUCCUUUCAAUGGGAUUUUCAGGUGUUAUUCCAGCAGUUCAUGCUCUUGUAAUCAACUGGGGUCACUCGCAUAUUGUAGUUGCAAUUGGAUAUGAGGUGAUAACAGGGAUUCUAUAUGCCACAGGUGUUGUGUUUUAUGUGACUAGAAUACCAGAGAGAUGGAAGCCUGGAGCAUUUGAUCUUGCAGGACAUAGUCAUCAGAUAUUUCAUGUUUUUGUUGUUCUUGGGGCACUUGCACAUAGCACUGCCACACUUGUCAUGAUGGAUUUUCGAAGGGGAUCACCCACAUGUGCAUUUUAGUUUAUCAUUUUUGUAUUCUUCUUUCUAUGGACACUAGAUGCUGUUUUUAAACUUUGCAAAUGAAACUAGUAACAAAUAACAAAUUUGACUAUUUUGGAUUCCCCCACCCCUCACUUUCAGAAAUGAAAUGUUUUGUUAGAUAAUAUAAUUCAAACUUUUUUUAAUAUUAAGACAUGUUGAUUUUUAUGUUUU
Molecule: messenger RNA, 1330 nt
Organism: Vicia villosa (hairy vetch)
Lineage: Eukaryota; Viridiplantae; Streptophyta; Magnoliopsida; Fabales; Fabaceae
Product: heptahelical transmembrane protein 2-like
Exons: 4
Coding region: 116-1138 (340 amino acids)
Biological process (GO): response to hormone
Cellular component (GO): membrane
Molecular function (GO): signaling receptor activity
Source: RefSeq, a predicted model, not a curated record